Molecule: messenger RNA, 930 nt
Organism: Anastrepha ludens (Mexican fruit fly)
Lineage: Eukaryota; Metazoa; Arthropoda; Insecta; Diptera; Tephritidae
Exons: 3
Coding region: 280-930 (216 amino acids)
Cellular component (GO): nucleus
Source: RefSeq, a predicted model, not a curated record
UGCACUGUCGAUUGUGCUAUUCACUAACUUAUGUUAACUAACACUGAACAGCUGUUUUCUUCUAUUUAUUCAAACUGAUAGAGAGUGGCAUCUUUGUCAAAUUAAAUGUCAGAAUGAGCGAAUAACAUGAAGAAGAGAAACAAAAAAACAUAGACGCCAAACUGUUAAAUGCAAUUGUGAGUGUUUUUUACCAAUAAUAUAUGUACAAAGUAAGUACAAUAAAAUAACUGUUUAUUUCAAUUUAUUGUUUUAUUAAUAAUUUUUGUAUAUUGCUUUAGGAUGACAUCGACAGCUACCAAAAGAAGCCGUGCCACAUCCGAGCAGCUAAAUCGCCUGCUUGACUACCUAAUGGAAGUCCCGGGUCUAGCAGGAUCUAGGUUCCACAGCCUCCAUGGUAAGUACGAGUGCGACAAAAAGUGGAGCGAGCUAGCAACAAAAUUAAAUAGUCUGGGUGGAGCAGUGAAGACGGUGAAUCAAUGGCAAACGGUAUGGCGGGACUUAAAAAGCCGCACCAGCAUUAAAGCACGGAAUCGGCGAAGGCAACAAGCUUUAACUGGAAACAGGCCAAUCAGUGAGGAGCCCCUAACGGAAUUCGAGAGGCGGGUGUCUGCUCUUAUAGGGGAGGAGUAUAUGAAGGGCCACGAUUCAACCCCUGAAAAUAUUCCACUGGAGGAGGUAAUCCAAAUGGGUAUCGAAGUGGAAGAUGAAAGGGUGAUUUCGGAAGCCCCGUCGCCUUUACGGACGCCACUGGCAGAGAAUUUCACGCUGAGGUCAGGUAAUUCCCAUAUCUCAGACAGGAGAACACCACGGGCGAGCUUGAAAAGAAAGCGCAUGGAAGAAGACGGUAAUGCUCGGAAGAAAUUUUUAGAAAUAGCAGAAAAACAAGCAGAUGCACUAAAGGUAAUUUCUUUUGAACUUAAUGUAAAAUAA